AUGGACCCUCGUCCGAUUCCUCCCCAGCGCGACUCGUGGUUUGCGCCGCUCUCGAUUGACCUUCUCGUCAAGGUCCUCAAGACUACUUUCUUCCAUCCCUUCGUGGCAUGGAUUAUCCCGUUAUGCUUCCGCGCCCAAAACCUGCCAUGGGACGCGCCCAAAACGCUGGCCGCGAUUGUCUGGGCUUCUUUCAUUAGCCUGUGCUGGGUGGCCAAUGUCGUCAACCAGCGGAUCGCCUAUGGACUGCCGCGUGAGGUUGACCUGAGUGAAGAAGUCAUCGUCAUCACCGGCGGGGCCAGCGGGCUGGGCCUGCUGAUUGCUGAAGUGUAUGGCAUGCGCGGAGCUACUGUCGCCGUGCUGGACGUCGAGGAGAUGGAGAAUGGUGAGGCUAGGGGCGUCACUUACUAUAAGUGUGAUGUGACAGACAAGGAGCAAGUCGCCAAGGUCGCUGCGCAGAUUGAGCGUGAUCUCGGCACUCCCACAGUCCUGAUCAACAACGCCGCCAUCGUGAUUGGCAAGUCCCUGCUGUCUAUGAGCUUCGACGAGGUCGAGAAGUCACUCUUCACCAACCUCAUCAGCCACUUCUACACGCUCAAGACCUUCCUCCCCGCGCUGGCACGCAACGAGAACGGCGGCACGAUCGUAACCAUCUCCUCAGUCAUUGGCCACCUGGGCGCCGCGCGCUUGACCGACUACGCCGCUGCCAAGGCCGGCAUCACUGCGCUGCACAAAUCUUUGACCGCCGAGCUGGCACAGACGCAUCCCAACAUCCGCACCGUGCUGGUGACCCCUGGCCAGCUGAGCACGCCACUUUUCUACGGAGUGCAGACUCCCAAUGCGUUCCUGGCUCCUGUCGUCGAGCCGGUCGAUGUGGCCAAGGAGAUCAUUGCUGCCAUCGAUGGUGGGCGCAGCGCCAGCGUUAGUAUGCCGCUGUACGCGCGGUGGGUUGAUUGGUAUAAUGUGCUGCCAGCGAGCCUGCAGAGGAUUGCAAGAAGGUUGUCGGGUAUUGAUACGGCUAUGAAGACAUUUGUGGGGAGGAAUGGAUUUAAGUUGCAAAAGGAGAAGAAGGAGGUGGCUAUCCAGGCAUUUUGA
Messenger RNA from Thermochaetoides thermophila DSM 1495, 1092 nucleotides. Its product is annotated as short-chain dehydrogenase/reductase-like protein. NCBI's taxonomy places the organism in Eukaryota, Fungi, Ascomycota, Sordariomycetes, Sordariales, Chaetomiaceae. Bases 1 to 1092 code for a protein of 363 amino acids. The record is from RefSeq and is a predicted model, not a curated record. The transcript has 2 exons. Gene Ontology annotation, molecular function: oxidoreductase activity, acting on the CH-OH group of donors, NAD or NADP as acceptor.